AUGGAUAUGGUUGGUUCUUGGGUCGGUGAAGAAGAAAUAGUUGGAGAUGAGGAGCUGGUUGGAUUUGAUGUUGGUUCUCUCGUUGGGGACCCCGUAGGAUCACCAGAUGGGUUGACAGAGGGAGUCUCUGAAGGUGCAGUAGACGGAGUACUCGUCGGGACACCUGAUGGAUCCAAGCUAGGCACAGUAGAUGGAUUUACACUGGCAGAUGGGGGUGCAGAUGGAGACAGAGAUGGCUCAUGUGAUGGCUCAUGCGAUGGCUUAUUUGAUGGUACAUUGGAUGGAACCAUCGAUAUGGUUGGUUCUUGGGUCGGUGAAGAAGAAAUAGUUGGAGAUGAGGAGCUGGUUGGAUUUGAUGUUGGUUCUCUCGUUGGAUACCCCGUAGGAUCACCGGAUGGGGCCACAGAAGGAGUCUCUGAAGGUGCAGUAGACGGACUACUCGUCGGGAUAUCUGAGGGAUCCGAGCUUGGUACAGUAGAUGGAUUUACACUGGCGGAUGGGGGCGCUGAUGGAGAAGCAGAUGGCUCAUUUGACGGCUUCUUUGAUGGUGCAUUUGAUGGAACCAUGGAUCUGGUUGGUUCUUGGGUUGGUGAAGAAGAAAUGGUUGGAGAUAAAGAGCUGGUUGGACGCUGGGUUGGCCGGUUUGUGGGUUGGAGACUAGGCAACGAGGACUGCGAAGGGGCGUUGCUCGGCUGGGAUGAUGGAGUUUGA
This is a messenger RNA of Seminavis robusta, 711 nucleotides long. The record is from the annotation of a GenBank genome assembly. NCBI's taxonomy places the organism in Eukaryota, Bacillariophyta, Bacillariophyceae, Naviculales, Naviculaceae.